Bursaphelenchus xylophilus (pine wood nematode) is the source of this 1150-nucleotide messenger RNA. Lineage: Eukaryota; Metazoa; Nematoda; Chromadorea; Rhabditida; Aphelenchoididae. The record is from the annotation of a GenBank genome assembly.
AUGACGUCGCGACGCACCUUUCAGUUCACCGCCAACGUUCUGCAGGCUACCUCGAUUUUUACGUGCCUGUUGGUAAUUUGUAGUGCAAGAGUGCUGGACAGAAGGAAAAUCCAUCCGGACUAUCAGUUCAUAGUGACGUUUAACGCCACCAUCGACCUAAUGUUUGCUUGUUUUUUGUGUGCGUUUUCGUUCGUAAGUUGCUUCAGGAGUUGGUUUGAUGUGCAGAGGUUCCUCUGUACGCAGGUUGCGAAGAAUCGACAUCAAGCGAUUUUUUCAGACACCAAUCCUAGUGGAUCAUGUACUGAUCAUCACGGUGGAACAACCCCUUUUCCAAAAUAUGUCCGGUAGAUCUACAGCUAUCGUCGUGCAGGCUAUGGUGUCCCUCGUCGAGGCGACAAUUCUCUGUGUUGCCGUCCAUUUUUACUACCGCUACAAAGUGGUUUGUAAAUCGCAAAGUUGGACGCAUCGCCGAUAUCUUACCACAUAUUUCGGGUGGUUCUCGUUGGUCGUACUGUAUUUUAUUUUGUCGCUGUCUGCCGUGGAGAAAAUGGAAGAUUACGUGGAAGUAUUGAAAGGUUUAGAGAACUAUCGAAAUAAUACUCCCGUGUUUUGUGUUUAUGACGUGGUAGGCAUACACCGCUGAUUGCACGCUUGUUUAGGACCAUACUCCCUCAGUUUUGAUGCUAAGUUUCUAUCAGCUGAUUCUCACAGUGUUCUACGCCUUCACCGGUUAUUGUGGCUUCAAGGUUGUCAGGAAAGUCAAGAAAUACGAUCCAACGGUCAAGAGUACUCUUAGAGCGCAGCGUUACAUGGUUGGAGUGUUGGCACUGCAAGUAAGCAGAUCAAUGGUCUGUUCACACGAGUUACUCCGAUUUAGGCUAUAUACCCGCUAUUUCUGCUAACUUUACCAGCCACACUCAUGGUUAUUCUGGCCUAUCUCCGCGUCACAGUCAUCCCGUAUUACUUUUUGAGUAUAAUGUUGCAAAGUCUACCAUUACUCAAUUCGAUCUCCAUUCUAACGCUUGUCCCGUCGUAUCGUCGUCUGAUCACGGGACAAAAGCAGAAACACGCCAGGCCGUUUAUGCAAUCAGAUGCGACGUUGUUUUCAAGACGGAUUGACUGGUCCAAAUACGAUACAAGUAGGGCUUGA